ACCACCAUCUCUUCUCGCUCUUUCUCUCUCUUCCUCUCUCCCUCUGCAAUUUCAUCUCUCUCUCCACAAGCUUCCAAACAAAUAGAAUUAAUGGAAAGUGAGAUUUGCAAGGUUUAUUCUUCUCCUUGCGGACGAUGAAACAGAAAAUCUUCUCCGUGACGUUAAUGGGUGUCUCUCUAGUAGUCUUUCUCGGCCGCUCCCCUAGAUCAUUAACAUUCCUAUGGCACCAAUAUUAGCAGAUCCCACUUCACCAUAUAAACACCAGAAUCCAGAUCACUUUCAAGAUUUAGUUUCUUUAUUAUUAAUCCAUGGCUCAUCAAGUAGUUGAGACGACCAAGCAGUACUACAGUCAAUACGGGUCGACGUUGGUGGGUAGUCCGAAAUGACCAUGGUUCCUUCUGCACAUCAUCAAAACUUAUCCAGACAACAACAACAUCCUCAUCUCUACGGUGGUUAUGGUGGCUGCGGUGCCAAUUAUUACAACAAUACGGCGCCGGACGACGAGAGCUUUGGUGGUCAUCUUAUGAAUCAAGUAGAGGAAGGUGGUUAUGAUCAGUAUAGUUAUUGUAAUAACAAUAAUAAUACUAUUACUGAUCAAUCUUACUUACUAGCAUCUUCCGAUCUAGUAGUGGUUAAUGGUCCGAUGGCCGAAGAUGAAUCAAGAACUAACAGUCUUAACAACGAAGCCGAAGCGGGGUCAAGUUCUAAAGCUCCUGUAGAUGAAGAUCAGAGAGACGAGAGAUGGCUCCAAUUGAGUAUAGGCGGCCACACCGCUUCCAGUGCAGACGUCCAAGCUCCGGAAAGAAGAAGCUCGUUAAGGGGUUCAUCAUCGGCAUCCGGAUUGAUUGAGCUUGAUCUGUUAUCAGCAAAUAUAUCGUCGCCGUCGUCGUCAUCGUCACGGCAAUUUCAGUUGCAACAAGCAGCCAGGUCUUCCACGACUCCCAUGUUUCAUGUUCCCGAUCAUCAUCAUCAAAUCCGUGUUCCUAAUUUCGGCACUAAUUUGAUGAACACUACGUCUAAUUUAUAUUUUCAACACCCCGGAAUGGGAAUGGGGAUGGGAAUGAGUAGUUCUUUGCCGCCGAGCUUUCCUCAACACCAGCACCAGGAGGUUAACUGGGGAUUUAGGCCAUUGAUCCCUCAUCAUAAUAAUCAUAUAGGGAAUAGUGCUUCAACUUCUACCUCUUCCUCUUCUUUUAUGCAACUGGGACCAGCAUCCUCCUCCUAUUUUGCACGCCCAUUUCAACUUCAACAUCAUCAUCUUCAUCAUGGUGGUGGUGCUGGGCCGAGCUUAGAUUUCAGAGUUGUUGAUCCUCCUCGGCGGCCCCAGUCUGGCAUCUGGUUUAUGCUACAAGCCUCACAAAAUCAAGAAAAGAACCGUUCUUGCCCCAGAUACCUAAAAGCUACCUCAGGAUCAAGGAUGGAAGGAUGACAGUUCGAUUGAUAAAGAAGUAUCUGGUUAAUAAGCUAAGACUCGACAGCGAAUCAGAGGUAGAGAUAACAUGUAGAGGACAGCAGCUCCUACCUUUCUUGACGUUGCAGCAUGUAAGAGAUAAUAU
Molecule: messenger RNA, 1556 nt
Organism: Rosa chinensis
Lineage: Eukaryota; Viridiplantae; Streptophyta; Magnoliopsida; Rosales; Rosaceae
Product: protein LAX PANICLE 2
Exons: 4
Coding region: 383-1429 (348 amino acids)
Biological process (GO): multicellular organism development
Source: RefSeq, a predicted model, not a curated record